Molecule: messenger RNA, 318 nt
Organism: Bursaphelenchus okinawaensis
Lineage: Eukaryota; Metazoa; Nematoda; Chromadorea; Rhabditida; Aphelenchoididae
Source: the annotation of a GenBank genome assembly
AUGGCAGACAGUACCAGUGGUACCACAUCCUCCAGUAGCUCCACUCGACGUCGAAAGAGUAUUUUCAAAAAAGAAGUUCAUUUGAGUAUCUGGAUUCGUUUUUCUCGUAUCAUCUUCGGGAAGAUACGACGAUUACCCAAGUGUAUGAAUACAACAUUGGUCCUGUUUACAGUGCACAUGUACCUGACAGUACCAGUUAUUGUGGCAGCGGGUGUGACCGGCGACUUGAAGGCUUUGUUAAGGCCGUUUAGGCUUAUCUACCAAAUGGGUUUUCAUUUCGAAGAGUUGCAGGACAACUACCGGCAACUUAUUGACUAA